This is a messenger RNA of Hylaeus volcanicus, 5662 nucleotides long. RefSeq names its product RNA helicase aquarius-like. The coding region runs from base 97 to 5568 and encodes 1823 amino acids. The transcript is spliced from 15 exons. NCBI's taxonomy places the organism in Eukaryota, Metazoa, Arthropoda, Insecta, Hymenoptera, Colletidae. Gene Ontology annotation, cellular component: catalytic step 2 spliceosome. Gene Ontology annotation, molecular function: helicase activity; mRNA binding. The record is from RefSeq and is a predicted model, not a curated record.
ACGCCGGUUAAUGUUUUUUGUAUAAAAAAAUGUUUUCGUUUUUUAUGGUAAAACAGUAGAGAAUUUAUAGUUGUAUUUUGCGUGAUAAGAUAUCCGAUGGAAUCACAAGUUUUAAUAAGUACCGAUGAACAGAAGGAUAGUUUAAAACCUUUUUUUUUAAAAGACACCUUGCAAAAUGUUACAACAUUUUUAUCGCUUAAUGAUAUUCAUAACAUUUAUUCCUUUUUACAAAAACAAGAUGAAACAUUUAUAAAAAGGACUAUUGUCGAUAUCGAGUUACGUUGUUGGUUAGAAAAACGUAUUUGGCCUUAUUUUCCUCAUACUCCGUUAGCUUCCUUGCUCCAAAGUUCUAGUACUCCGCAUAUUUUAGAUCAUUCAAUACAUUUAACCCCAUUCAAACAAGGCGACAUAUCGGAUAUCAUGCAAAAUUUACACUUUUUAAAGUCUGUUAUUUUAUUAAUUAUUUUAAUAUUAAAUGAAAAAAUUAGACAACGAACAGCAGCAUGGGAAAUUUUCAAAGUAGAUACCGAAAAAAAUGAAGAAGGUUUUUUAAAAAUACGUUAUUUAUUUUAUUUAUCGUGGUUUCUUUUUUGUUUUCCGCAAAAAUUUCACUUAUCUUGUAGCGAAAAGCUGGUAUUACUUCAAUUCUUUAUCAAUGUUUAUCAAUCCUUAGAACAAGAUUGUGUUCGUCAAGUUUGUAUGCCAUUGUGUUCUUUGGCUUCGUGGCUUCAUCUUAGUGAGAAACAACAAAUCUAUUUAUUGAACAGUCAUCCUGAAUUACGAAAACCUUGGAAGUUUUUAGUAAAAAAACAUAACCAAUUGAAAUUGAAAUACCAAACAACGCUUUUAAAUGACGACGGUUCUCAUUCUCAUCUUAAUACUCUUUCUCCCGAUUCAUUUGGAAUAUUGUUGGAUGAAAGGUUUUUUUUAUUAGAACGAGACGCCUUUGUUUUAUCUUUACGAUCUAUGAUUUCUUUUAUUCAAAAUGAUUGUGUUCAAAGUAUUUCUCUAGAGAAUAUUAAUAUCAGCCUCGAAUUUCUCGCAACAAUUCCUCGAACGGUAACAGAUGUGUUCUUAGGAAAUUAUUAUGAAACAGGUGAGAUCAAGCAAGUAGAAGAUUUUUGCUUACCAGGAUUUGUAAAAGAAGAAAACACUUGUGUAUUACAACAAAAACAAAACAGUGCUGAUCAUCAAGCUGAUGUGAUACGAAAUGAGAAUCCUAAUGAUUUGAAAAAUCAUCAUCUUUUAUUGCUAGAAAAGUAUUUAGAAUUUAUGAUUGAUCUUUUAGCUCAGCUUCCCACACGUCGUUUUUUCAAACCUAUUUUUGUAGCUCAGCAACUUAUAAUUCGAUUAAUACAUUCUCCGAUUUUUUAUCAUGCUGAAGCAGCUCUAAUUCGUCAGCUUGUUGCCAUUUUAUCAAGUUAUGAAACAUUUGAAAUUGAUGAUGUGAGUGGUGAGCCACUUCAGUUCAGUGAUUUAGAAGAACAACAUUAUAAUCGCUUAAUUUCUCUUCAAACGACAAUUUAUCAUACUUUACAAAAAGAUUAUCCAACAUUAAAGCAGAUGGCACUGGGUCCUGUAUCAAAAUAUGAAUCACGCCAAAGUUUAAGAAAUCUAUUUAAAAAUCUUCCAGUAACUGCUUUAUUACAAAUAGGCAAUGGUUUAGAAUUACUGGAUGCGCUUUCCUUUGCUCAAUCAGCUUUGGAACCAUUACUUCAACUUUGUACAUCAAACGAAUCUGAUAUUGAAAGCUUUUCUAAAACAAAAGUAUAUGAAACAAGCCAAAAAAUGCUUGUUGAGGUUUUUGCGCACUAUUUAUGCCGACGUACUGAUAGUUUAACCGCUAUUAAUACAUUACCACUUUUCCCUACAGAAAUGCUUUUAUGGGAUCCCCAUAUUAUUCCAUUAGAAAACUAUCAAGGAGAUUUUUCUUUAGCUUUACCUAAACUAAAUCUUCAGUUUUUAACACUUCGUGAUUAUUUACUACGGAAUUUUCAUUUAUUCCGUUUAGAGUCUGCUUAUGAAAUUAGGCAACAUUUAGAAGAGACAAUUAGUCAAAUGGAACCACACUUAUCUUGUGCUGAUUCUUUAGCUAACAUUGGAACGUAUUUACCCGUCACUCAAGCUUAUACAAAAAAUGUUACUAAUUUCGCACGUCCACAACUUCCUAGUGCUUUCAAUUUAAAUACAACUUGGACUACAACACGAUUCAAAAAUUUAUCUCGUUGGGGUGUACCAAUUGACCGUGUAUCUUUAGUUUAUAUAACUCCACCAGUUUUAGGAUCUAAAAUUCCCUCUGAAGUACGAGGUGAAAUUGUUGUUGACUUGAAGAAUAUUUUGAAAGAUUUUCGUGGCGAAUGGGACACUAUUCAUCCUAAUGAUGUUUUAUUUUUAAUCUCGAUACAACUUCCAUCGACUUCUAUUAAUGAGCAAUUAAAUUCGUCCACUUUAAGAUCAUUAAAACAUAUUUCAGAAUUCCCUGAAAAAUUUGGUAUUAUGUAUGUUCGAGGAUGUAACGUUCUUGAUGUACUUGACGAAGAGGGGCAACCAGUGGGUUAUUUUGAUAAUAACAUGACACUAACCAAACAUUCCGAUGGUUCCAUGCAAUCAGACGCUUACGGAACAUCUCGUACAUAUCGUGUUUUAUUUGAUAGUUAUCAACAUUAUUAUGAUAUGCAUCAGAAAGAAGAUCUUGAUAUGUAUAGUACUUUCAAUUUAUUAAUUCGGCGAUCAUCUGCUCAAAACAAUUUUAAAUCUGUCUUAGACACUAUAAGACGUUUAAUGAAUGAUCAAGAACAUGCAGCUGUUCCUUUUUGGCUUCAUGAUUUGUUUUUAGGAUAUGGAGACCCCACGGGGUCUACAUACCUUUCCAAUCCAACCUGGUUUUUACCUCAAAUAGAUUUUCAUGAUACUUUUCUUGAUGUGGAUCAUCUUAAAGAAUCGUUUCCUGAAAUAUCCAACAUAACCUUUCAGGAACACCAAAGCCUUUUGACGCAUCACUCUACCCGUUUAUUAACAACAAUCGUUUCGUCCUCCAACGAAGCCACUCCCACCCGUUCAUCCACUGCAAAUGCAUCUCAUCCUUACACAGGGGCUGUAUUACGUCAUGAGCACUCUUCAAUUUUCUUUUCAAAGAAGCAAGGUCACCAAAAUAACAUAAGAUUUACUCACGCUCAAAUAAAAGCUAUUCUUAGCGGAGUUCAUCAAGGGUUAACAAUGAUUGUUGGACCUCCCGGCACAGGAAAAACUGAUACUGCGGUUCAAAUCGUUAAUCUCCUUCACAAAAAUUUCUCAACUGAACGUAUUGUACUCAUAGCUCAUAGCAAUCAAGCAUUGAAUGAUUUAUUUGAAAAGAUUGCCUUGUUAAAUAUUGACGAACGAUAUUUUUUGCGUUUAGGAGUUGGUGAAAAAGAAUUGCGUGCAGCAUCCGACGUGACUUUGAAAGAUACAAUCAAUACCACCACCCCUACCUUGCGUAAGGAUUUUUCUAAACUCGGUCGUGUCAAUCAUAUCUUACAAAAAAGAAUCGACUUAUUAAAAGACGUGGAUAGAUUGUGUGCUUCUUUAUGUAUUGCUGGAGAUUAUGGUUCUUCUUGCGAAACGGCAAUUCAAUUUUUUCGCUCUCAUGUCAUUGCCAGAAUUCAAAGAUUCUGGGCAUAUUUUGACAAAUUAAACGACACUGGAAAAGGUCUCCGCGUUGCUCUUCGAGAUAUCCGAGAUUCGGAUAAAAUGAGUUCUUACUGGUUAAGUAAAAGGUGUUUAGUGUAUUAUUCACAACCCCCACAUGUGUCUAACACACAACGAGCUGUGGAAAACAAAACGACUUUAACGCAAGAUAGAGGCAAGCAACAUUCUACGCCAGCAAUGUUAAACGAAACAUGCACGCAAGAGAGUAUGGUAGACCCCGUUGACCAGUCUAUGAAGGAAGGCUCUGCAGACCCCGUUGACCAGUCUAUGAAGGAAGGCUUUGCAGACCCCGUCGACCAGUCUAUGAAGGAAGGCUCUGCAGACUCCGUUGACCAGUCUACGAAGGAAGGCUUUGCAGAUCCCGUUGACCAGUCUAUGAAGCAAGGGUGUGGGGACUCCACUGUACUAUGUACGCACGGUAUUGGACGUGAGCAGUAUGCUUAUUCGAAAACGUUGACUAUUGAAGAAGAAGAUGAUUUACUUUGUGCGGCUUUUGGACGGGGAGAAGUGUCCUUGGCUCAGUGUCUUUUUCCUUUUACUAACUUCUUUAGAAGUGCUCCUCUUGAAAUGCAUUUUCCUUCUGACCAGGACUUACAUCUUAAUUUUGUAAAGGAGUGCUUUUUGUUUCUUCAAAAUUUAUUUCAACAAAUUGAAGAAUGUCGCGCAUUUGAGCUUUUACGCAAUAUGAAAGAUCGAACAGAAUAUCUUUUAACUCAUCACGCUAAAGUAGUGGCCAUGACAUGCACCCACGCCGCACUUGCAAGGCAACAACUUAUUGACAUUCGCUUUAACUACCAUACAUUGAUUGUAGAAGAAGCGGCUCAAAUUUUAGAGAUUGAAACUUUCAUUCCCAUGGUACUUCAGAAAUCAGAUGCGUCAGGAACUUCAAGGCUAAAGCGAGUUAUCUUAUUAGGAGACCACCACCAACUUCCACCUGUUGUUAAAAAUCGAGGCUUCCAACACUACGGACGGUUAGAUCAGUCUAUGUUUGUACGAUUUAUACGGCUUCAAGUACCGUAUAUUCAGCUGGACGCUCAAGGACGUUGCCGACCGCGUAUUCGACAACUAUUUAGUUGGAGGUAUAAUAAACCUACAUUAGGAGAUCUACCUUUAGUUUCAUCAAAAAACUCUAAAUUUUCCUUUGGGAACCCUGGAUUUUACUUCACUCAUCAGUGGAUCGAUGUACCCGAUUUCAAUGGUCAUGGAGAGUCCCUUGUGCCUUUCCAACCGCAUAUGUAUCAAAAUUUAGGUGAAGCUGAAUUUGUUGUUGCUGUUUUUAUGUACAUGCGACUUAUUGGGUACCCAGCGGAACGCAUUGCGAUACUUACAACAUAUAAUGGGCAAAAACAAUUACUUAAAGACAUUGUUCGAAAACGCUGCGGUUGGAAUCCUAUUAUUGGGUAUCCAGCCGUUAUUUCAACAGUAGAUCGAUUUCAAGGACAACAAGAAGAUUAUGUUUUACUUUCCUUGGUUCGAACGUGUCAUUUGGGUUACUUGCGCGAUAUUCGUCGCUCCAUUGUAGCAGUUUCUCGUGGACGUCUUGGACUUUAUGCUUUUGGUCGGCUUAAUUUAAUAAAGCAUUGUUCCGAAUGGGCCCCGAUUGUUAAGGGGUUGGAAAGACAGUGCACGACGCUUCCCAAUUAUUCGCCUGCAUCUCUUGUGCUUCUUCCAAAUGAAACAUACGAUCCACGCUGCUUGCCGCCUCUUUCUAAGGAAGACGACAAUUCAGAUACCAUCAUAUCACACAAGCCGUGCCCUCGCUCUCUUAGUGGUGUCAACUAUGUUUGUAAUGUUUCACAAAUAUGGGCAGUUGUGCAACGCACAACGCAACAAGCACUAGCUUCUUUAGUUUCUCCUCCACAACAACAUGCACAAAGUUAAUAAAACAACAAAUUGUCUCUUGUUUCACCUCGACAAUACUUUAAAAAUUCUCUUGAGAAAUGAUUUUGUUUUACGAAACCUUUAAAAAAUACAA